Molecule: messenger RNA, 187 nt
Organism: Pelobates cultripes (western spadefoot toad)
Lineage: Eukaryota; Metazoa; Chordata; Amphibia; Anura; Pelobatidae
Source: the annotation of a GenBank genome assembly
ACCGUUUAUUACGGUUUCUCUUUUGGUCAAUAAAACCACUAUAACAACCAAAGCCCUGAUCGAUUCGGGUGCGGCAGACAACCUUAUGGAUGAGACCUUUGCCAAAACCGCAGCCCUGAAUUUGAUCCAAAAGGAUACACCCUUGGCCGUUGAGGCCAUAGAUGGUAGACCACUGGAGAAACCUCUG